Messenger RNA from Diaporthe batatas, 3180 nucleotides. RefSeq lists its product as uncharacterized. Gene Ontology annotation, biological process: signal transduction. Gene Ontology annotation, cellular component: plasma membrane. The transcript has a single exon. Lineage: Eukaryota; Fungi; Ascomycota; Sordariomycetes; Diaporthales; Diaporthaceae. Gene Ontology annotation, molecular function: GDP binding; GTPase activity; GTP binding. Bases 1 to 2904 code for a protein of 967 amino acids. The record is from RefSeq and is a predicted model, not a curated record.
AUGAUGGAACCCUUCAGCCCCGACGACAUUUCACGGCAAGACACGCUCACCUCGUCGUCGUCGGCCUACCAGGCCGAAGUCCAGCGCAAGAAGCUCCUGGACCAGUCUGACGCCGUGAUGCUGCUUUUCAACCCUUGGUCGAAAGAGUCGUUCGAGUGGGUCAACGGGAACGUCGUGGCGGACAUCAUCAACACUGGCCGCAAGGAGAAGCUCAAGUCCGACAUAGUCGGCAUCCUCGACGGUCUGGUCGCUGCUAUCCCGGGGAUCCAGCGCUCCAAGUCAACACGGUCGGCAAGGUCGACAAAACUGUACCAGAAGGAGCUGUCUCGCACGCCGAGCUUCUCAGGGGACGCAAAGAGCGGCGUGUCUCUGUUCAGCGGCUUGGACGAGAAAAGGGGGCGCGGGAACGACUAUGACGACUACGACGGGGAGCUCAAACGGAUCAGCAUCGUCGUGGAAGGUUCGGCGCUGAAAAGAGCCGAGUUCAUGAUCCACGAGCGAGACUUGCCCCCUCCACCGGAGCCGAGCCCAGCACCACCGAGGCCGCUUGUAAUAUCAGGCCCGAUGUCAUUAACCGACAAGAAGCUCCCCACAAUCAGAGAGGUGGACAGCAACAUGAGUUUGAGACGCCACGCCUCGAUGAUGGACAAGCACAAGAGCGCGUCGGCCAUCAGGCGGCGCGACAGUGCCAUUAGCUUCCGGACGACCUCCAGCGCGUACAGCCAGGCUUCGUCGACCGUCGUCGAGGCCUUGCAUGGUCCAUCGAUGCGGGAAUCAAACCCGUUCACCCUGGAGGACCUCGUUGACGCCCACAUGUAUCCGAACCACCCGGAGGAGCUGCCUGAGCAACCGCCUGAGCGGCGGGUCACCCUGCCGCCGCUGCCGCCGGCCGAGGAGCUCGAGAUCCCCGUCCUGGUGGUCGCCUCCAUGACGGACCGCCUCAAGGGGAACGGGGGCAUGCUGCCGCGGAUGGUGUCCGCGUCGCAGGGCCAGGAGCUGGCGCGCAAGUUCGGCUCCAACUCGGCGUACAUCGAGGUGUCGGCCAAGUCCAACGCCAACGUCGACGAGGCGUUCGGGAUCCUCGUGGACCAGGUCAUGAGCAAGCGGGCGUCGCGGCAGAAGGACCAGAAGCCGAGCGGCAAGGUCAAGGACGUCGUCAUCCUCGACGAGGAGGACGAGAUGGACAAGGACGAGAACGACAGGAGCCUGCCGGCCAGGGCGGUGCUCACCAAGGUGCCGCGGCAAAAGUCGCGGUCUUGCAUGCCGGCGUGGUGGGAUAACUUCUUUGGGUCUGUCUUCUCCUGGGGGCCGCCGGACUCGGAGGUAUCUGCGAUUACCUUUGAGGACAUCGGCGCCCGUCCGGAAAGGGAGGAGACCAGAGAGGAUGUUUGGGGCGAGACCGUGGUCGUGAAGAAUCAUGAUAACAAGACCUCGUGGUAUGCCAUGCGGAAGUCUCGGGAGGUUGACCCACGACAAUCUGUCUCGACUGUAUCGACAGAUGGGGGCUAUACAAUCAACGGGUUUUCCAUCAUCACGCCGUCCAGGAUUCAGAGGGAGAAGAAACGCGCACUGGUCGAGAACCCCUUCAACGCCGAGGAUCUCAGCCUGCCACCCAAGUUGCCUGCACCCCCUCCGGUUUAUCUGCCCGAGGAUGCCGAGAAGCACCCACGGUCCGACGAGGCUCUCAUGGACAGGCUCGACCGGAAGCUGUCAAAGAAGAACAGGCCUGACAGCAUGACGCUGGGACAGGCGCCCUCGAAAGCGGCCCACGCAGACCCGUCUGACGAGACGCCACGGCGAAACGAGGCCAUCCUGGACAAGGUGACGCGCAAGGCCGGCCUGAACGGCGGGCCCCUCGCCCUCGCCGUCGACGAGAAACCCCAGCCAGCGCUCCCGGUCUCAGAGGACAACCGGCCCCUGAGCGUCGACAGCUCGAUCGCGCGCACCCUGGCGCGGAACAAGUCCAGCAAGAAACAAAAGGGAGACCGCAGCCAGCCCGUCUACCUGACAAACUACUACACCGAGGACAUCGCCAGGAGCAGGGCGGGCAAGCCCCUCAUCCUCCCACUCCCAGGGACCACCAAGACCCCCACCACCACCAAGGCCCUCGACCUGGACGACGGCUCCUCGUCGAUAAUCACGACGUCGACGGCCGCGGGCGGCGGCAGGCGCCGCCAGCACACGAGCCUGAUCAGCGAGCUCCCGCCGACCAUCCCGCCGCUGCGCUUCGACGCGGUCCGCUUCCUCGACGGCAGCGGCGCCGGGGGCGGGGGCGGCGACGAGCGCCGCUUCACCGUCAUGAUCCGCCUCGCGGAGCAGGAGCUCGAGCAGCAGCGCGCCCGCGUGUACAAGCUCGUCAGCGACGACGCGGCGGCCGCCGCGCCCGUGACGCGCAGCCACUCGGUCGGCGCCGGCGCCGGCUCCGGCAGGCGCGCCAGCAGCUCGCAGCGGCCGCGGGGCGUGGGCACCAACGCCGUCGGGCCCGUCAGGGCCACGGCCACGGCGAACCCCCCUGCGGUGCGCGGGGCCAGCUCUGGCAGCGGUGGCGGGCCUUAUGAUGCUGUCGUUGUGAGGCAGCCGCCGCCGCCGCCGCCGCAGAAGCAGAAGCAGGAGGCGGAUGAGGCGGGGACGAGACAGCAGCAACAACAACAACAGCAAGUAACCAUUGUACAUGUGGGCCACCCUGGCUCGAGGGCCAACGCCGUGAGGAACAGGCCCGCCGGCCCCAUGGCGCAGGCCUACGGCCCGGGCCAGGGCCAGGCUCUGGUCAGGAUGCCGCUCCCCCCUCCCCGCAGGGCUGCCACGCUGAGGGCCGUGCCGCCGCCCACGCCGCCGUCGCGCCCGAGGACGAGGCCCAACUCUGAGAGGCGGCCUGCUGGGAGGCCGACGCCUGUUUGGAUAUAGGCUUGGGCUGUCUGGGGCUAGGCUGUCGAGUCGAUCAUAAUUAAUGUGUGAACUGAGGCCUUUGGAGAUUCAAUGGGGGGUUGCUGAUUUCCUAAUCCAGAGCGGGUGUUUAAAUAGCCUGGGUGAGUCUGGCUUGCAAGGGUAAAAAAAAAAAGAGAAUGGCGGGGUGGUCCUUUUGUUUUAUAAAUACCUUGCUGGAGGCUCCCUGUAAUUCUCUCAUGUUUUGAUGUGAGUACUUGUACUUAAUAAUUCCUAUUUACAUAUAUUGAGGACCUG